Messenger RNA from Baudoinia panamericana UAMH 10762, 1291 nucleotides. RefSeq lists its product as uncharacterized. The record is from RefSeq and is a predicted model, not a curated record. The transcript has a single exon. Gene Ontology annotation, molecular function: protein kinase activity; ATP binding. Gene Ontology annotation, biological process: protein phosphorylation. Bases 121 to 1179 code for a protein of 352 amino acids. Lineage: Eukaryota; Fungi; Ascomycota; Dothideomycetes; Mycosphaerellales; Teratosphaeriaceae.
CACAAUGGCAUUUGAUCCCUCGAGUGGAAACGUAAUGCUUUGUUGUGAAGCUGGGCUUUGACAGCUCCGGAGUUACGACAAUGCCAUUAUCCAGCAACUCAGAGCAUAUAGUCUUGUGCCAUGCUGCUCCUUACCGUCAAUCUGGAUCUGGCAUUUCAUCCCUGCGCAACACAGAUGGCGACAACCACCAGCGAACAGACCGUUGACUUUGUGGCGCUAGCGCGUGCACACUUUCAGCAAAGCCACAAUGAGUUAGGGCUACUUGGAGCAGGUGUGUUCGGGAAGGUAUACUUGGCGCAGAGGAAGGUCGCUAAUGACAGGAGCAGUGUUUCUAACGCAGCGAACCCUGGUGACCGACGUUGCAGGUCUGCAAAUCCACUUGUCGUUGUGAAGUACGCCAAGGACUACAAUGCCUCGUCCGUCAGUCUCAAGACCGAGAUCAAGGUACUCAGCGCUUUGCCGGGUAGCCAUUGUGGCAUCGCGCAAAUCCUCGACUGUUACGUCGACGGCAGGACGCUGUGGUUCACAACGCCGUGGGCAAGCGGAGGCGACCUGUCGAACCUCACGCUUCACUACCCGCACGCAAUUACGACCCCUGCGAUCUGGCAUAUCUGCCUGCAAGUCACGAACGCCUUAAUGUACCUGUACUUCGGCAUCGCAACUGAUACCUUCGCCCUGCCAGGGUCCCUGCGGCCGCAGAAAGGCUGGCCGGGUAUCGCUCACCAAGAUCUCCACCUCGGCAAUAUUCUUGUCAAGCCUGCGCGGCAUGUUCACGGCUUCGACAUUGUCAUCACGGACUUCGGCAACGCGAUGUUCUUCGAACCGCAUUCCGUGAAGACGGAGGUGCCGCUAUACUGUAUCAGAGAGCAGACGUCUGACUUCAUCUACUUCGGGAGCUUCGGAGUCGGCGAGCUCUACAGGGCUGAUGAGAGGGCGGGCAGUCCGUCUUCAGACCUCGUGUUGGCGGGAUGCAUCCGUGACUUCCAACGAAUGUACGAGGAUGAGUUCGCUGAGGAUGUCCCCAGUCGCGACACGCUCCAUGCACUCAUGCGGGAAUUUAGACGGACUGCUGAGGCGAGGGAGAUGAUGGAUGCUGCUCCUCUGCCUGCGGAUGCUGCGGUCUACAUACAAGGUGCACAUCUGCUUCAGCAAGCUACAAGCGGAGACUCGAGCGACUAGGGAUGUGACAGCAGAUGGUUGCCGACCAUGGUGGGUUACAAGUUCUUAGUUCGCAUCAGAGAAGUGUAUGGAAGCAUUCCAAACCGUUUAAACCUUCAGAAGCCUUUUCCAC